Patiria miniata (bat star) is the source of this 6723-nucleotide messenger RNA. Its product is annotated as sodium/calcium exchanger 2-like. Gene Ontology annotation, molecular function: calcium:sodium antiporter activity. Lineage: Eukaryota; Metazoa; Echinodermata; Asteroidea; Valvatida; Asterinidae. Gene Ontology annotation, biological process: transmembrane transport; calcium ion transport; cell communication. The transcript is spliced from 21 exons. Gene Ontology annotation, cellular component: membrane. The coding region runs from base 651 to 3347 and encodes 898 amino acids. The record is from RefSeq and is a predicted model, not a curated record.
AGGCGGUAUCAAACAUAACGCACGGACAACGUGUGUGUAUAACUGACUACCGAUCAAUUCUCCAAUAAACUGUCUCUGUGUGUGCUGGGGGCUGCACUGGCGACCCAGGUUCUUCUAUUGUCAUCGAAUUGUGAAGAGGUGGAUUUUGUAUUUUAUGUGGUCGUCGAUUAUGCAAAACAAGUCUUUCACAGCAUCAGUAGACUCUCUAAGAUGCGAGCUGUGCAACUUAAAAAAUUUGUGCUCUCCAACAUGGAAACAAUAUUUUGCGAUGAAAUUAAAGGCUAAAAUACAUGAGGAAAAUCUAAAAGGUUGACAUAUAGAGGAACCGUUUCUCUUGCACGACGUUGGAUUGUUUUUUAACAGGGAAAAUGGUGAAGACGUUUUUUGAACGGAUGUAUUGAGGAUGGUGUCAAGGAUUGUUCGGUUUGCGGAUCAACGGAGUCUUCGUGUGCAGUUAGCGUGGCAGGAGCGGACAAGCGAUGGGGUGUUCGGAGCCAGUUUCCCGCAGGUGACUCUGGCAACGCGCGCUGAGUGAGAGGAUCGGAUAUUGGAGUUUAGUCGAGUGGCAAAUAUUUUUUGCCAGAAUUCUGUGGGGGGGAAAAAGGAAUUAAUGAUCUCGCUUUUCUGCAAGUGGCAAAAGCUGAUUCAAGAUGGGCAACAAUCAGUCGGAAACGCUCGUUAACCACUACACAAAUUAUAGCAAUGGCCAGGUGGUGGAGUACGUACCUUCAAAUCAAGAACCCUGCAAGAGUUGGUUGCUGCUGCCGGCCGAAAACCUCUGGUCAGUUCCUCUCCGCGGUAUUCUCUACAUCACUGCCAUGCUGUAUAUUUUCGUCGGCAUCGCCAUCGUGAGCGACAUCUUCAUGUGCAGCAUUGAAAUGAUCACGAGCAAGAAGCGGAAGAUUCUCCGCUGGGACUCGGAGAGCAAAAAACACGUGGAGAAAGAGGUUCUCAUCUGGAACGAGACCGUGGCCAACUUGACUCUCAUGGCGUUAGGCAGCAGCGCCCCUGAAAUCCUCCUGAACAUCCUGGAGACGUGCCAGCACGUGCAAGACUACGACCCUAACAACCCCCAAGACAGUUUGGGAACGUUUACCAUAAUCGGCAGUGCCGCUUUCAAUCUUCUUAUCAUCACCGCUAUAUGUAUCUCCAGUGUGCCUUCGCCCGACGCCAAGAAAGUCAAGGAGUUUGGCGUGUUUAUGGUGACUUCGGUCUGGUCCAUCUUUGCCUAUAUUUGGAUUCUGAUCGUCGUGGUUUGGAACUCGCCGGGCGAGGUUGAAAUUUGGGAGGCGUGGGUCACGCUGCUGUACUUUCCCCUUCUCGUUAUGAACGCUUACUGCCAGGACAACGGAUGGUGGAUUAAGCGACCUAAGGUGGGCGGAACUGAACCCCAGUCAGGCAGCCAAAUGAACAUCCGAGUGGUCAACGGCAACGUAAAGAAACAUCACGUGUUCCACGGACCCUCCCCGCAACUUGCAGCCUUGGAAGCAGAAAGAUCUCAAAGUCAAAUGAACCUGAAGGCAACAACGGACGAAAGAACAAAUGACAUGCUAGUCUUAAAAGAUUUAGAGGCCGCACCGGAAGACGGAAGAGUCGAGAGAUCCGAUGAAGAAAAGAAGCAACUAGCAAGGGCAAGCAGUAGCAGAAACCGUUUUGCGUGCACAUUUACUCCUAGUUUAGGAGGGUUUCGGCACGCUGCGGUCCGUUCCAUCUUGGGGGGUAAGAAGCGCGUCAACGGGUACAAGCCUUCCUCUGCGAGCCACCCCCGCCUGAUGGAGCUAGUGGAUAAAGUCCGCACGAUGCAAGAUGGCAGCUCGGAGGUUCCCAUAACAGAGGAUUUGAGAGGCAAGUUUACAUUUGCUGCGUCCAGUUACUCUGUGUUGGAGAGUGCCGGGAAACUUGAAGUGGACGUGUUAUUCCACAGAACCAUUCCGAAGAGUAAUGGUGCCCUAAUGGAAAACGGGAAAGCAGCAGCUUAUGAAGUUCAAGAGGACAACAGUAAGAAAGAGGAUGAUAGCUACAUCAAUUCUGUCGUCAGCAUCUCGUACGAGACAAGAGAAGGAACGGCCAAAUAUGAGACGGAAUUCAGAUACACGCAAGGAGUCCUGAUCUUUCAAGAGACAGAGUGGCGUAAAUCCAUCUCCAUUCCCAUCAUCAACGACAACCAAUUUGAGAACAACAUGGACUUCUACGUCAUCUUGAAGAAUCCUGACGGAGGGGGUGCCCUGGGUGACCCCAGCUUGACCCGGGUCACGAUAAUUGAUGAUGAUGUUCCUGGUGAGUUUUCCUUCGACAGCGCCAACUAUGCCGCAGACUUGGAGAAAGGCAUCGUCACGGCGACUGUAUUAAGAUCAAACGGCUCGGACGGCACAGUUUCAAUACAGUAUGCAACAAUGGAUGGCACAGCGCGUGGUGGCCUGGAUACCAGUGUAGCAGACUACCGGGCAACGUCAGGGACGCUACUCUUUGAGCACGGGGAAACCAGCAAGCAGAUCGAGGUCGAAGUCAACAGGAAAACCAAGGAUCCGAAGAACUUUGUGCUUACAAUACGAAACCCAAGCCUUGGAGCUAAGCUAGGUGAACAUAGUGCAGCUGUGGCCAAUCUUGCGCUCGAUGACAUUUCGGAGCGUCUGGCCAAUCUGUUAGCCGAAAACGAGGAAGAAGAGGAAGAAACAUGGCUCGGCCAAAUCAAAAGUGCAAUGAAUGUAGGAGGUGACAAGGACGAGGAGGGCAACGAGAUCCCGCCAGCCAAGAUCGAUUAUCUCUUUCAUUUCAUCACAUUCCUCUGGAAAGUCGUCUUCUCACUCAUACCACCAAGGAGUAUAUGGGGCGGAUGGCCAGCUUUUAUUCUGUCGCUAGCCUGCAUAGGUGUACUCACUGCAAUAGUAGAACAGCUUGCGACACUGUUCAGCUGUGUACUGUACUUCAAGGCAGCCGUUGCUGGUAUCACCAUCGUUGCGCUGGGCACCAGCGUACCGGACAUGUUCGCCAGUCGUACGGCAUCCAUUCACGACCAGUAUGCAGACGCUGCUAUUGGGAACAUCACAGGAAGUAACAGCGUGAACGUUUUCCUUGGCCUGGGAAUUCCGUGGAUCAUCAGCGUCAUGUACAACCUAGCCACCAAGAAAGGACCGUUCAGGAUAGAACAAGGAAACCUCUUCAUGUCGGUACUCCUCUUCACCGGUAUCGGGACCCUCUGCAUCAUCAUACUCAUCAUGAGAAGAAAGCUUUUUGGAGGUGAGCUAGGAGGCCCCAAGAUCACGAAGCAUUUGUCGGGAGCAUUUCUGGCCAUCCUGUGGCUGGUCUACGUCACAAUCAUGUGUCUUAAGGCGUACACUGUGAUUUAGAAGUGUUGCUUGACAACAGAUGCAUUCUGUGUUGCCGUCUCCUGUCGUACCCGAGAGCUAUUCAGAUGAAAGUGUGAAGCAUCAACCUUUGUGGGUUGUGGUGGACGUUACGCUGUAAAUCUACCCCCAGUUGGAGACAAAAUAUACCCCGGCUUAAGGCGCUUUUCCAUAUGCACAUUUUUUCCCCCGUUAAGUCUGUGUUCAUGUGUUUCAUUUAUCAGGCAUGCAACUUUUCCUCGGAUCAGCUGAUUUUCUCAUUUUCCACCUCAGACUUUUGCCAUUUAAAAUUGAAAAACACUGUACAAAGUCCUGUAAAGAUUGGUAUUUCCUCGUUUUUUGUUAAUUCCAUGUUGCAUGCCUGAUUUAUACGGACACAAAAAUCGACUUCAUAUUGUAGCACACAUCCCUUUUCAUAUGUACACAAACACAGCGUGUCCGUUCUGAUCGCCCGUCAAAAUCGCUCCAAGACUGAUUUUGACGCAUAUGCAAUGCUUCGCACAAGCGCAAUAACCCGGCCAUUAUCAUGUUGCCGUCAAACCGUCGGAUCGAUUGCAAGCAAUUUGCUUUGGAAAAUUGCAUGGACCCAAACCUUGUGACUUCAUUUUUUACUGGAAUGAUUUUUUUUCUGUAAGCAUGCAGCUGCAACCAGUAGACACAUUUCAAAUUUUGACGGCUUGCCGUUUUCAUUUUCCUACCUUGCUAGCCAAUUUCAUUUCGCAUACUUCACGUAUAUAUGGAAAGGUAAAUCACGCGUGCGAAACGCAUCGCGAACGCAACGCAUACGCAACGGACACAACACGGACUGAAAACGUGCAUAUGGAAAGGCGUCUUUAAUCAGUUCGGUUCCUUUGAGGCAAAAUUACAUAAUAUCCUCACUAUGCAGUCAAAGUCCAGAAACUAGACCAAAAUGGUUUGCACAUGUAUAACAUUGCUGGGUAAAAACAAAUAAGUGUGCUAAAAUAUAUAUAAUUUUGCAAAAUUAAGGCACUUGAUUUGAAAAACAAAAUACCUAUAUUACAAUCAAAUUUAAAACUUGAACAAAACAUUAAGUGUUUUAAUUUGUUAAUACAUGUAUGCAAUGACAUUUUGUUGCAAUCAACGUUACAACGAUAUCAUAUAAAUUUACAACAGUUUGCAGCUAUGAGUUUCCUAAUUUGGUUCAUAUAGUUCUUGAAUUUUGACAAUCAGAUAAGAUUUGGCCUACAAUUAGUAGGUUCCCUUACAGUUUUACCAUUUGUCUAUAAAGGACCUUUUUGUAUUGAUUACUGUUAUUAAAAUAUGUGGCACAGUGGAAAUAAAUGAACAAUAAACAAUUAUGAACAAAAUUGAUAAUCAGAACAAGAAAUGUAAACAGCGGCAAAUAACUUUUAAAAUUUGUCAAAAAAAUAAUAAUUGGAAGUACGGCACAAAAUUUAAGGUAUAAAGGAAAACAGUUCUUUUGAUUGAGAAGAUUUUAGUUUAAUUUUUUGCCGUUCGUGUGAGAAUCAAAAGUAUAAAACUAACGCUAUCUUUAUAAACUCAGAUUCGUGUACAAAACAUUCCACUGUCGAUUUUCGCAAAGUUUUUUUAUAAUCUAAAGAUACAAAGUAAUACUAAUACCUCAUACAUAUUCAUGAUCAAGAGCCGAAUUCUCACUGGUCCAUUCACCAUCACGUGCCAGAUGCUAUUUUGACUGUUUACCAAGCGCGCGAGCGAGUAUUCACACACUGGGUAAAUACGCAUGCUUAGUAGACUAUAACCCGUGCGAAAGUCCACUACGCCGCUUUACGAAGCAAUUGUGGAACUAUUGCACUGGUGUAGUACGCACGCUUGUGCACAUGCGAGUAUUCACACACAAGGUAAAUACGCAUUCCUAGUAGACUAUUACCCGUGCGAAAGUCCACUUCGCCACUUUACGAAGCAAUCGUGGAACGAUCGCACAGGUGUAGUACGCACGCUCAUGUGUCUACUAAAAAAAGUCGUCCAUAAUGCGGUAUAAACUCUUAGGGGUUACUGUAUUUGCAAAAGAACUAAACUUUACUGAGGUUGAGCAAUAUUCUUCUGGUGAGCUGGACAAGUUUCUCCGAAGAUUUUAUGCCGAGGUGUAAUACUGCAACGGGAAAAUUUGACAACUUAAUACGUAUGAGGUAUAGUAAAACAAAUAUGACAUGGUUUAUUUCGGGUGGAUAGUCGAUAUUAGCUCCCCUCGGUAUUGGAAGUUGACAAAUUAGUUCCCUCGGCUUCACCUCAGGAACUACUUUGUCAAAUUCCAAUACCUCGGGGAGCGAAUAUCGACUGUCUACCCUCAAAUAUGUUAUAUUUGUAAAUUUUGAUAGGAUUUUAAACAGUGAGCUUUGUUGGUCAAUAUAUAAAUGUUCAAGGGUGGAUAUUAUGAGCAUUUAUUCGUUCCCAUUUCCAACCAACAGCGCCCUCGAUUGUUUGUCAGUGGAGUCCACAAAUUCGGUUCAGUUUAAAAAGAUGCCAAUUUUGAUGAAUUUAACUUCAAAAUCAAAACAAAUUUCUCAAAAUGUAACGAGUGUAAAUGUACCAGAUUGGAUGAUAUAUUGAAGGUAGUAUAUUUUAAAUAUGAGCUAAUUUUUAUCUUGUAUUUAUUUACAGAACCUUUUGUAUUCGGUGUUCGCUUCCUAUAUCCCUAUAUUACACUAUAUCGGCUGUUACGAACGAUCAAAUUUCAAAAUUUUAAUAUAUGUGUAUAUAUAAUCUAUCAUAUAAUUCUAUGCAUGUUCACAGAGUCUCAGCGAUUUUAACUAUGAAAGUAUGCCGAGCAAAUUUUGAUUAAUAUAAAAUUGUAAAUAUAAGAAUUGUUUUUUCAUAUUUAACACUUGUUUUUUGGUGUACUUAGCACAAAUGCUUUGUACGACCAAAAUAUAGCGUUGCUUUUUUUCCCUGUGUGCUAUUGUAUAUAACUGUACAUAUGGAAAUAUAUCGUUUAUUUCAGAUAUUUUGUUGUCUAGAUGUAAAAAGUUUUGACAAAACCACACCAAAAAGUGUGACAUCUGAACUAUUGUGUUUGAGUGGGUGUGCUUGACUAGAAUAUGUAAUUGGAUGAAUUUGAGAAUGAAGGUCACAUUUUUGUACAUUUUCCCCUUUGCAUAAAAAAAAAAAAAAUGUUUUCAUAUUUUCGGGAAAAUGCUUCUUUUCGUACUCUUCCCUGCAUAAAAAUUAUGAUUUCACAUCUUUUGAUCAAGUCGGUUGUGAUCAUAUAUUUAUAGUUCUUAUUCAUAAAAAAAAAAUCUUUUUAUUGUGAUUCAAUUCAAUUCAAUUUAGUUGACAUUUAUUUAGCACUCUCCAAUAAACCGAUACAAAGUUGUAUAAUGUAUGUACAGUUGACUCUUGUUAGUACAAAUUCUGUUAAUACAAAGUUCUGGUUAUAACA